Trichophyton rubrum CBS 118892 is the source of this 1794-nucleotide messenger RNA. RefSeq lists its product as uncharacterized. Lineage: Eukaryota; Fungi; Ascomycota; Eurotiomycetes; Onygenales; Arthrodermataceae. The transcript has a single exon. The record is from RefSeq and is a predicted model, not a curated record. Bases 1 to 1794 code for a protein of 597 amino acids.
AUGGCCUCCUUUCAAGAUUUGCCGCACGAGAUAGUCCAGCUUAUCGGCAGCUACCUAUCACCGGCCAGUCUGCACAACUUCUCCCUGGUCAACAGCCUCUGCUGCGCUGUCUCUGACCAAGGCAUCUUCCAGCACAUCCAUCUCGUUCUCUCAAAGAGGAAGAAACUGGUCGAAGAGCUGCACCGAUGGGACCAGAUUCUACACCAAAGCCCAAGGCGAGCAAGCAGACACGUCCGUCGUCUCACUAUCAGCUGUACCUGCUACCCCCGUGGCUGGACAGAUUUUGAAUCAUGGGCUGAGACUAAGUACUGGUCCUGCGGGUUCUUCUGCGACUGUGUCCCCGAUAAUGGCGUCCUACACGACUUUUUCUACUAUCCUACUGGCUCGACUGCGCUUACUGCCGCUAGACUUGACCAGGCGGGCCAGGCAGAGCUCGAAGACGAAGAUGAAAGAUGGCGUUGGCAGGAGAAAUGGAACUGGAGUCCUCUGACUGAGUUUAUCGCUCGGCUUCCGGCCCUACAUGAGCUGGUGUACUUUAGGCGGAAUGUGCCUCCGCCCGGUUUACUGGAUGUUCUGGACGACAGACAUCCGCUAUGCCGUUUACAUAUUCUGUUUCCUCCCCUUGAAGUGCUGCCAGGCAAUAGAGGGCGGAUAAAUAGAUACCAUCGUCAACUGUUCACUUCGCCUAACCUACACCAUGUAGCGGUGGAUGUAUCCGAGACAUCCCACGAGGUCCAUGCAGCGCCGGAUAUUCCACCCAGAAGUCUAUACUGGCUAGGUAUCUCGGACAAUAACGUGACAGCGACUUGCUUCGAGGCCCUGGCUAGAUACAUACUUUUCUCCAGCUUGCGUUGUCUGGUGCUCACGGGUGACAUUCGGGAAGAUGGGAUAGCAUGGCUGGUGUCGAAGGCGGGCAUAUUCACUUCCCUUGAGGCCCUUACCUGCGACCUGACUGCCCGCGAUGAUGACAGGUACUCCUUCGAGGUCCGGCAACGCAGGGAUCAAGCUGGCGUUGCGGUUCUAGCAGCCUUUCGUCCCCUCAAGCGGUUGAUGCUAAAUGACUUGUACGGUAGAGCGGUGUAUGAUGCUGCCCUACGGUACCACGGUCCAACAUUGCAACAACUCUUCUUGCACUCUGCACAUGACAAAAUCUUGCUCCAUGCGUCUGUCAAGAUGAUUGACAAUAUUCGUCUUACUUGUCCCAAUCUACGAAAACUACGUCUAUCCAUCCGCCGCUCCCAGGGUGAUCGCCAUGAAGUCGAGCAUUACCGGGCUCUGGCCAAAAUACCCAAGCUGGAACUGCUACACCUCUACCUUGAUCCCAUAAACUAUUCAAGGGACCCAGACUCCCCGGAGACAUAUGAUUUGACCCGGGCUCCCGUUGUGGACGACGCAUAUAUUCGUCAAAGUUUGGUAAAUUACGCUGUUGACGCUUCUCUGGCCGCCAGCAUAUUCAGGAUCAUAGCCAAAAAUCCUUUUACUGGUGGGUAUUCGGCAUUCAAAGACAUCACGGUCUAUGUACGCACUGGCAGAGCACGGGAAAUUAGUUCGGGGAACCCGGCUUACGCAUCUUACUUCUCUUUUCUCCACUAUUUAACACACAAGUCAUGGAAGUGUACUCGCGGUGAGGCCUCUGAUGAGGUGGUUGUUAAAGAGAUCGACGUUGUAUAUCUUCCUAGGAUGAGGAGAUUGAGGGCAUUGGUGGGGAUCCUGCAGGGUUAUUCAGGAGUAUUUGGCCGGAAAGACGAGGGAGAAAUUGCUUGGAGGAUUGGUACAGUCUGCCAUUGGAUGUAG